AUGGACUCUGACAGUGAAACAGCACCACUUCUCUCUGAACGCGCUUCUUCCCAACACCAUGUUACGGCAUCUCAAUUCCUCCCCGUUUCGUUCUUAGCGUCGUUGGGAAUGGCGGCAACAGUAGCUACAACUAUCUAUGCUUAUGCGGACCUCCUUUGCACUGAUCCCACUGCCUGUGAAGACUCCGAACAAAGCGCCUACGCCGCGGUUGUCGCCAUAGCAAAUGGCCUCGCUCAUACUAUAGCCAUUCUCAUUCUGGGACCUUUACAACACUUGGUGAACAGGUACCUCAGGGCUGGACUCUUCCUGUGGAUUAUCUGCAGAGCAGCAAGCGUGGUAUGUUUGGUUAUCGGAGUCGCCGCCCGGAGUGUGCCGAUUGCAGUAUCGGGUCGUGUCUUUGAAGGACUGGCGUCGGACAAUCUGCUGCACUUCAAUCUGAAUACUAUUUACGUGUCUCUGACUUCCUCCACACGCAAGGAAGCUUCACGCCCGAUUGCAGCAUCAUUGGCGCUCUAUAUGUUAGGUACCGCCGUGGCACCUAUUGCAGUCACAGUUUUCCGAAGCUAUACAGCGAGCUUCACGACGGCGUUGAUGAUUUUUGCUCUCACGAUUGCCUACCUGGCCGUCUUUGUGCGUCAGCCUGUUCGCUAUGCUACCUGCACUGCGUCGAAUGAAUCUGCCCAACCAGGAUGGCACAAAUCUCCGCUGCAAGUUCUGCUAUCCCCUCUACGGCCGUUCUAUGUUAAUCGGACGGCCAUACCUUACGGACUGUCGCUCCUAUUAUAUACAGCCGUACAAGGACAUUUGUUUCCCGUUAUUAUGGUCUUUGCCUCCAUUAGAUUUCACUUUGGUACUUUCGAGAAUGGCUUGAUCGUCUCCACAGCCGCCAUCUGUGCCGCAUUUCAAAUUUCCUUCCAGGUUUAUGUGGCUCCGAUGUUGGUUCGGUUCGGUCAUUGGCUCGGAUGGGGGCAUCCAGAUAUCUCGAGGGUGCAGCAUCAGGAUCGCAAUGCUGUGGUCGGCGCACUUGUGUUGCAAAUGGUUGCGCUGUCAGCAAUUACCCAAGUGCGCAGCCCUAUUCAGUUGUACCUAGCAGUUGCUCUCUCGUCCGCCGGGUUGGCAGUCCCGGCUUUCUUCAAGGCCCACUUUGUCUCAUUCAUGCCGAACGCACCACAGGCUAUAUCUGCGCUGACGUUCAUGGAAAGUGUGGGAGGACUGAUAUCCCCAUUCGUCCUGGGGGCAUGGCAGGCGGUUAUUCCCGGCGCAUCAGUCUUCUUCCUGGCGGUAGCACUAUUAGGAACAACCCUGGGUCUGUUUUUGGUGGCGUGUCUCCUUCAUUCUUCAGGUCGGCAUUGAGUGACAUUGCAACUCAAAUGCCC
Aspergillus caelatus is the source of this 1376-nucleotide messenger RNA. RefSeq lists its product as uncharacterized. The record is from RefSeq and is a predicted model, not a curated record. The transcript has 3 exons. The coding region runs from base 1 to 1353 and encodes 450 amino acids. NCBI's taxonomy places the organism in Eukaryota, Fungi, Ascomycota, Eurotiomycetes, Eurotiales, Aspergillaceae.